AUGAUUACUCUCUUACUAUUUCCUCUUUUUACAUCUCUAGCAUCGGCAAUAUGGCCAAUACCUACCUCAUAUACGCACGGGGAAACCGUCUUGUGGAUUUCCAAAGACACAUCAUUUGACUGGGCUGGCGCAGGCGAUGUAGGCACUCUCAAAGUUCAGCCGAAUUACGAUCUCGACUUCAGAACAAACUCUAACGCAUACGCAACCACACAGUAUGAAGGGGACCGCACACGGCUGAAGCGCUACAGCGAAGCGCCAACAGGGGACGAGAUGAUCGAUCAGGCGAUAUAUUCUGCGAAGCAAACACUCUUCAAGAAGAAUUUUGUACCUUGGAAGUUCCACCCUAGGAACUGGACAGAACCGAGCACAGAGAAUCGCACCUAUAUCUCCAACGUCCGCGUGGAAGUUCUCCAAGAUGACCCUGGAGACAUUGCAAAGCCCCUCGCCGGCACUGUUGAUGAGUCAUAUGCACUUGAGUUGAGUGAAGGCGGCAACGUCAGCAUCACAGCAAAUUCCAGCUUGGGGAUCGUCAGGGGGUUGGUGACGUUCACGCAGCUGUUCUAUAAGCAUUCUGACGGCGGUGCAUACACGCCACUGGCUCCUGUGAUCAUUUUCGAUAUACCUGUAUUCCAGCAUCGCGGCAUAAACCUCGACGUCUCGAGAAACUAUUUCUCUGUCAAGGACAUCGAACGUACCAUUGAUGCAGUGGCGUACAAUAAGAUGAACCGCUUUCAUUUGCACAUCACAGAUGCACAGUCCUGGCCUCUCGAGAUUCCCGCGCUUCCCGAGCUCUCAGCGAAGGGUGCUUACAGGCCAGAUCUAGUGUACACUACAGACGACUUUGCGAAUCUUCAAUAUUAUGCCUCGAUUCAGGGCGUGGAGCUCAUCACCGAAAUCGACAUGCCGGGUCAUACCUCUUCCAUCGCGUUGAGCCACCCAGAGCUCAUAGCAGCCUACAACAUACAGCCAGACUGGGAUACAUAUUGCGCGGAGCCACCAUGCGGCACACUGAAGCUCAACUCAACCAAAGUCGAGGAUUUUCUCAAGAAGCUCUUUGACGACCUGCUCCCACGCAUACUGCCCUUCUCCUCGUAUUUCCAUACGGGCGGCGACGAAGUGAACAAGAAUUCGUACUUGAAAGACGAUACCGUCAACUCAAACGACUCCACUAUCUUACAACCGUUUAUGCAAAAGUUUAUCGACAGAAACCACGACCAAAUACGCGCUGCAGGCUUGACUCCCGUUGUAUGGGAAGAAAUGCUGCUGGACUGGAACCUUACUCUUGGCUCCGAUGUGAUCGUCCAGUCGUGGCAGAGCGACGAGGCAGUUGCGCAGAUCGUAGCAAAAGGCCAUAAGGCGCUUGUAGGAAACUACAAGUACUGGUAUCUCGACUGCGGCAAAGGACAGUGGCUUAACUUCGACCCCUCCGUGAGCGCCCAAUACUACCCCUACGAAGACUACUGCGCGCCCUUCCAUAACUGGCGCCUCGCCUAUUCGUACGACCCACUCGGAGGCGUGCCCGCAGACGCCCAACACCUCGUCAUCGGUGGCGAGGCACACAUGUGGGCCGAGCAGACAGACCCCACCAACGUCGACCGCAUGAUCUGGCCGCGGGGGUCGGCUGUUGCGGAGAUCCUCUGGAGUGGCGCCAAGGAUUCAAUGGGGAGGAAUAGAAGCCAGAUCGACGCUGCACCGAGAUUGAGCGAGAUGAGAGAAAGACUUGUGGCGAGGGGCAUUGGUGCGGAGCCGAUCCAGAUGCCCUACUGCACUAUGGAAGGCACGGUCUGUCAACUAGGAUACCAACCGUGA
Messenger RNA from Paraphaeosphaeria sporulosa, 1809 nucleotides. RefSeq lists its product as uncharacterized. The transcript has 2 exons. The record is from RefSeq and is a predicted model, not a curated record. The coding region runs from base 1 to 1809 and encodes 602 amino acids. Gene Ontology annotation, cellular component: membrane. Gene Ontology annotation, biological process: glycosaminoglycan metabolic process; carbohydrate metabolic process. NCBI's taxonomy places the organism in Eukaryota, Fungi, Ascomycota, Dothideomycetes, Pleosporales, Didymosphaeriaceae. Gene Ontology annotation, molecular function: beta-N-acetylhexosaminidase activity.